AUGAAAUUCUUAUCAAUCUUGACCCUUGCUCUUGUACUUAUCAUUGCUGUUGCUCAUGCAAGCCCUGUUGAUAAAGCUAAAGAAAGUCCUAAAAUCGGACCCAAAGUAGGAGUCUUGGGAGUACGUUUCCAGGAUUCCUAUGAGCAAUACACUCAAGCCGUGCAAGCUUCCUAUGGUCCAUUCCAACACAAAGUCGAUUCUUUCAAGGCUGCUGUAACAGAAGCCGCAAAAGUUGAUCAUACUGACAAAAAAGCCGUACAAUGGCUAGUGGGUUGGAAUGAUAAAUAUAAUGAAAAAGUAAAUGAAUUGAAGAAAACCACCGGAGAAUUGAAUGAAUUAGUCGCACAACUUAAGGAAAAAUUAGCUGAUUUUCAAUAA
Messenger RNA from Racocetra persica, 378 nucleotides. The record is from the annotation of a GenBank genome assembly. NCBI's taxonomy places the organism in Eukaryota, Fungi, Glomeromycota, Glomeromycetes, Diversisporales, Gigasporaceae.